Gastrolobium bilobum is the source of this 436-nucleotide messenger RNA. RefSeq lists its product as uncharacterized. The annotation marks the transcript as partial. The transcript has a single exon. The record is from RefSeq and is a predicted model, not a curated record. Lineage: Eukaryota; Viridiplantae; Streptophyta; Magnoliopsida; Fabales; Fabaceae.
AUGGAGCGUAUUUUUCAGGUUAUGGAAUGCGAUGCCAACAUGAAGCUCCUAUAUGCGGUGUACAUGUUACAGGGGGAUGCUGCUGACUGGUGGAGUAAUGUUAGAAACCCACUUGAGUGCCAAGGUUAUGUUAUUACUUGGCCAUUAUUUGAGAGGCAUUUUCUGCAAAAGUACUUUCCUGAAGAAGCCAGGGAAAGGAAGAAGAGUGAGUUUGAAGACCUCCGGCAGGGAGGCAUGACUGUGGAUGAAUAUCUCAGCAAGUUCAACCGCUUGGAAAAAUAUUCUUGUUAUGGUAGAACUCCCCUCACUCCAGAAGACAAGGCCUUUCGAUUCAGGAAGGGUCUGAAUGAUAUGAUAGCAGAAAAACUGGCGGGUCGUUGCACCAGAAAUUUUGUGGAGUUGAUCAAGCAGUUCCAGAAUAUUCAGGAGCACUAUC